Molecule: messenger RNA, 3303 nt
Organism: Leptopilina heterotoma
Lineage: Eukaryota; Metazoa; Arthropoda; Insecta; Hymenoptera; Figitidae
Product: homeobox protein Nkx-2.4-like
Exons: 4
Coding region: 1124-2518 (464 amino acids)
Biological process (GO): regulation of transcription by RNA polymerase II; cell differentiation
Cellular component (GO): nucleus
Molecular function (GO): RNA polymerase II cis-regulatory region sequence-specific DNA binding; DNA-binding transcription factor activity, RNA polymerase II-specific
Source: RefSeq, a predicted model, not a curated record
AUCUCAUCACGACUCUUGGUACCUAGCAGGCACUUCUCCGUAGUGGGUACUCCACUCAUCGUGUCGUCUACGGGCUUCGGCUUUGGCUGUGGGGCCGCCCGGGCGAACAAGCCAAACGUUGGUCGAGUGGGUCUAAGCGGCCGUGAGGACCUCUCCAGGAGAACCCAACAGUCCUCUCCAUUCAUUCAUUCAUCCAUCCAGCCAAGCAUCCAUCCAUACAGCAGCCGCGCUCCUCUCCACGGAGAGAGAGAGUGUGUAUCCUCGGCGAAGGUGGAGGCGAAAAGUGGUUCGUCUAUCGGACGAGUCCAAGGACUCAAAGACCCUCCGGGUGAUUUCAGUCGGCCGCCGGCCGGCUGUGCCGGCCACUACUGCGCCCACCACGUGUGCAUCGUCUUCUUUUUCCAAAAAACUACAUUGUUGUGUUAGUGUCACAAGUGUCAUACUCAAGAAAUCUUCCACAAUUCACCCAGACUGUACUUUUUCGUCUAGUGAUUUUCCCCUAGCUAAACUCGAAACUUUGGAAACUUUCUGUUUGCUGAUCCAAGUAAUCCAAGUCUUCAGUGUUUAGGAACAAUUAUUUUGUGAUUUGUUUAACUUAAGUCUACUUUUCAUUACUAAAAUUUUAAGCCUGGAACCAAGAAGCAACUGGAGUACAACUUCAUCAUCCUAAACAGUCAGCAAUCCGCAGGCAAUUUAGUUUUAAAGUUUGGGAACAGCCUAAUGCAGCUGCGAAAAUCUGAACCAAAAACGAGUACUAUCGAAAGGAGACAUUUCUAUCAGGAAAAAAAUUAGAGGAAGAACCCAAAGGAUUUACUACAAAACCGCAAAAGAAUCAACGGAUCCCUCUUUGAAAAUUAGAAGUGCAUCUCAUGGAAGAGAGUAGCAAAGACUGAACCUAAAGGCGUUGAACAAACCUUUCGUGUUUAGUUUAAAGAACCAAAUCCGUGGAGUUAAAAGGAUGAACCGAAAAUAGUGAAGUGCGGGACGACGGUCAGUGUGAGUGAGUGUUAGUGGAACAAAAUCGGCCGAAGAAGGAAGAAUGUUAACCAAGAGUUUGGGAUAAGGCUCCACCAUUCUGCUUAGCCGGAGCCUGAAGUACUUCGACAGUGUCGAGGUCCCCGAGAUGAGCGGUGGUAGUGGCGGCGGUAACGGAGGCGGCAGCCAAGGAACCAACAAUGCUUCCUACCACCAGCAUCAACAACAGCAACAACAACAACAGCACUCUCAAUUGGAACAGGCAGGACUCCUGCCGGACUUGAAUGGCGUUGACCUGGCUAUGAGCCUAUCGCCCAAGCAGCAUUCGUCUCACGUUCAACCCGGUGCUCACACAACGCCAUUUAGCGUCUCGGACAUUCUCUCGCCAAUUGAGGAGUCCUACAGGAAAUUGGAAUUAGCGGCGGCAGCUGUUGGGGUCGUGUCACAUCCCCAAGGAUCGCCGUACACGAAUGCUUGCGGUGCUCGGGUCGGUGGCAACACGGGCAGUUCGAGCGCGAGCAGUGGUAGUCCACCUCUUCACGGUGGUUCAACGCCCGGUGGAAGUACACCGGGUCCAGUUACGGGUACGAACGGUGGAAUUGGUGCGGGAAGUGUUGGUGCAGGUGGUGCAAUGAGUGCUAUGGGCAAUCCCUACGCGACAAUGCAGUUGACGUCGCAAUAUCAAUACUGCGCCGCGGAACUGUCGCCUUAUCAUCAUGGUGGGCCUGGUGUUGGCGGCGGUGCUACGGCGACGGAUCCCAUGAGGUCCCAUGGAGUGUCGUCGCAUCAUCAUCCUUGGUAUGCUCCGGCGCCUCCUCCGACUAACGAUGCCCGAUUUGCCAUUUCGCGACUGAUGGGUGCCGGUUCGAAUAUGGCCGGAUGCUCGGUGGGUCAGUCGAUGGGCGAUAUGUCGAAAUCGUCGGGAAUGGGAGUCGGUGUUGGCGUUGGCGUUGGCAUGGGCGUUGGUGCCAUGCAAUUUCCUCUCGCUCAGAGAAGGAAGCGACGAGUCCUCUUCACCCAGGCCCAGGUCUACGAAUUGGAGAGGCGAUUCAAGCAACAGAAAUACCUCAGCGCACCCGAAAGGGAACACCUAGCUUCUCUCAUCCACCUCACACCUACUCAGGUGAAAAUUUGGUUUCAAAAUCAUCGGUAUAAGUGUAAACGACAAGCAAAGGAGAAAGCCAUGGCCGAACAGAACGCACAAAAUCAGAGUUCGAGUUCGCCGCGACGAGUGGCGGUUCCGGUCCUAGUGAAGGACGGCAAGCCGUGCGGAAGCGGCGGCGGCAACGAGGGCAGCAGGGGCGGACCGUCUGCGGCGCUGGCGAGUCCCGCGCCCCACAUGACCACGGCCUCCAGUCCCCAUGGGACCCACCACGCGGCCUCAGUCGCUCACCACUCGGUCGUUGGCGUCAGUCACGUGAUGAGCUCGAGUCAGAGUCUGCAGCAUUGCUCCUACUCGAGGACUGCGGCCCAACAAUCAAUGCAGCAGCAACAGCAGCCACAGUGCAGCGCGUACCUACCACUCCAAGGUCGGGCCUGGUAGUGCGCGCCUUCCGCGGCGGGGGCGGCGGCCUACGCCAAUCCCUCCGUCGCCGGCCCCUGGGCCCUCGCCGCGGAUCCCACAGCGUGGUACGCCAUUCCCGAAGACAGUCCGUGAAAUCAGGCCUUUUACUGUACAGACUAAGGUGUCUUUUGUCCCCCCCACCCCUCGGCCCUUUGAUAAUAAUAAUAAUAAUUUACACGCACGUAACCAAACUCGAAGAAAAUUUUUAUUUUUGACAAAAUAUAUGACUAAAACGUUUAUUUUUAAAUAUAAUAUAUUUAUAUUAUAUUUAUAUUCUAUUUUUGGCAAAACUUUAUCAAAUGGUCCAUAACUUCUUUAAGACAAUGAGGCACUUUACACUGUGGAAUCUGUUUUACCGACUGUAGAUAAAAUAAAUUUAUUUUUAUCUACAGUCGGUAAAACAGAUACCACAGUUUGAAUCAGUAUUAAUUUCCUUGGUUUUCAGUGACAUUUCAGCGAAAAAUUUUACUCAAGUGCUUCACUCGCUAAAUUCCAUUUUUUUACCGGUGAAAUUUCACUGAUUCAAUUUUAAAAAGUAUAAAUUGAAAAUCGACUGUUUCGAACGUAUAAGAAUUUUUCUUUUGCGUUCAGGUCACAUGUAUACGUAUUUUUAAUCCUAAUAUAUUUUUUUAAAGUAAUUCAAUUAAUUUAAAAAAAGUAUUUUUUAAAAUUUAUUAUUUAAAAAAAUGUAUGCGGCCAUUUGACAAAAGUUCUUCAUAAAAAUAAAAUUUGAGUAAUUUUUUGAUCACGUGUAUAAUCACAUC